This is a messenger RNA of Physcomitrium patens, 1460 nucleotides long. RefSeq names its product protein IN CHLOROPLAST ATPASE BIOGENESIS, chloroplastic. Lineage: Eukaryota; Viridiplantae; Streptophyta; Bryopsida; Funariales; Funariaceae. The record is from RefSeq and is a predicted model, not a curated record.
GCGGUUGAUCGAUCAGAGGAAGAGCCAUCGUUUUGCAAAAUGUUGCCGAGGUUUUUUGUUUUUCAAGGUUUAGGGCCGAAUCGGAGCAGUAGCAAUGAAGCCGAUUAGAUUGAUGCAGCGAGUCGCAUCCUUGUCUGUGUCAGGCGGUGGAUUGCCGCUGCACAGGAUCGGUGCAAGCGAUGUCUGCCGUGGUUGGAUUAAGAAUUUUAGCUCCGAAGCUACGGCCUCGGAUCACUCGGUAUUUUUGAAGGAGGUCGCCGCGCUGGAGCCGCCGGCGUCGCUGCAGGCGCUGCUGAAUGUGCUGCAAGCCAAGGGGGAGAGUGUUGUGUCGCCCUACCAGCGGAAAGGGAUCAUUCCGCUUGCAGUUCCGCUCACGGUGUCGCAGGAUGGCGAUAUGACGGCCCUCCUGCGCUGGCCGACGCCGGGGAGUUCCGUGAAUGUGCCUGUAGUGCGUGUGCAGCGCCAUGGCAUUUUAUUGCUGGCGAAAAGUCCUGAGGAGUAUAUUCACAGGGCUUUGGUGGAGGAGGAUGUGGCGGAAAGCUCUGGCCGAAUUUCGGAAAGCGCAGGGUCGGUCGGGAGGUCGUUGUACCGCCUUGGCGAAUUUAAAGCGUCGAAAAUGAGCAGCAUGGAUGCUUACUUAAUGAAAAAUGUGGGACACUUCCCUGACGUAUUCGAGCGGCUUGCUCUGCGGCAUCUAGAGAAAGGUGAUAAUAUUUCUGCUCUUGUGACAGGGGAGUAUUACGCAAGCAAGAGGCACUUCCCAGGAUUUGGUCGGCCUUAUGUAUUCAAUGCUGAGCUCAUGCUUAAGGUGGGGCGCAAGAAGGAGGCCAGAGAUGCUGCCCGAUGUGCUCUUCGGUCACCGUGGUGGACAUUGGGGUCCAGUUACGCAGAUGUUGCUCGCAUUGCAAACUGCGGCGAGUCGCAAAUAAAAUUGAUGCGAGAACGGGCCUCCGAUGAGGGCCGUCAGGAAGACCUUCUCAAAGGCAAGAGUUUAGAACAGGUGGCGGUAGACCAAGCAGGCGUUUUGUUGGACCUUGCUGCAGUGGAGUGCACAUGGGAUGACGUGCGGGAGCAAUUGGCCAGUCAUUACAAAGAGGGUGGGCUUGAGGAUAUUUCCAGAUUCGUCUCUACUGCCUAGAGUUAGCAGACAUGCGGGAAAUGAGAUGUAAUCUGUACAAUACCUUUAGAUUAAUGUAUCCAAUUCAUACCGAUUCACGUAAGGAUUUAGCAUGACCUAAUAUCACGACAAUAUUAUGAACGUCCCACUGUAGACGGGAUAUCGAAAUAUCCUUGCGGCUUUGGUUUCAGCCAUCUUAGUAGAGAUUAUUAGGUCUCGUUGGGAUGGAGUAGCCUUGGGUCAUUGCAGUUGCAAUCUGCUUCCGCGUGUCCACGCACUAAUAAAAGUCAUGCACUUCUAUGCCUUGCCAGUAAUUAAUUCAUUCAGUUUUUACUCUCUUUUA